AUGAAGAGCCAACUGGUAGGACUAUUGGUGCUGGUAGUGGCGACCGUUGGUGCGGUUUCGUACUGUCCCAACCGGUGCGUCUGUGACGACGAGAAGCUGCACGUGACGUGCGGCGAAGGUGAGCUGGAUGUGCUCCCGAUCGCGCUCAAUCCCUCGAUCGGCCGGCUGGUGAUAAAGUUCAAUCGCAUCAAAUCGAUCGACUCGUCGAUACAGUUCUACACCGAGCUGACGAUGCUCGAUCUGAGCUACAACCAUCUGCUCAGCAUCCCCGAGCGGAUCUUCAUGUACCAGAAGAAGCUGCUGCAGCUCCAUCUGAACAACAACAAGCUCGGCGCUGUUACGAACCGCACGUUCGGCGGACUCGAUGAGCUGCGGGUGUUGAAUCUGCGCGGCAACUUUAUCGAUGAGAUUGGUAGCGAGAUGUUUCGAGCGCUACCGAAGCUGGAGGAACUGAACCUGGGUCAGAAUCGUAUUGCCACCCUGCACGCUAGUGCCUUCGAUGGGUUGGCUAAUCUGCGAGUGCUCUACUUGGACGACAACUCCAUCAGCACCAUCCCAACGCUCUCGCUAACACCGCUCAAGGGGUUGGCCGAACUGUAUCUCGGCACCAACUCACUGUUCCGCGUGCUGCCGGGUGCUUUCGAGGGGCUCACGCAACUUCGCCGGCUAGACAUUCACGGUUCGAUGUUGGUUAACAUCACCAGCGAAACGUUCCGCGGUUUGGAGAACAUCCGCUCGCUAGACAUCUCGGACAACCAUCUACUGAAGGUGCCCACCGUGCAGUUGAGUGGGUUGAAGCGCCUCGAAGAUCUCACCAUCGGCCAGAAUGACUUCGAAGUAAUCCCCGAGGGUGCAUUCUUUGGGCUGUCCAACCUAAAGUCGAUCGACAUCUCCGGUGCACUGAACCUGCGCCAGAUCCAGUCGGGUGCAUUUUCGGCCAAUCCCAACCUGGAAUCGAUUACCAUUGCAUCUAACAAGGAGCUACAAGAGCUGGACGAGGGUUCCUUUGCGGGACUUCCGCACAUCCGCAAGAUAUCGCUGCGUGACAACAAGAUCGCCACCUUCCACGAGGAACUGCUGCCGUGGAAGCAUUUGGUCGCGUUCGAUCUCACCGAGAACCCGCUCGUUUGUGACUGCAAUGUGCUGUGGUUGCGGAACUUGCUGCAGCGCCAAAAUCCGGAAACCGAAGAAGACGCCCAAAUUGUUUGCAACGGCCCGGACCGGCUGCAUGGUGAGUUGCUGCGCGAGCUGACGGCGGAUCUGCUCGGCUGCCAGCAUCUGCAGUCGAAAGAGCGUGCCAUUUUCGGUGCCAUCAUUGUUGCAUCGGCCGCUAGCGUCACGACACUCGUGCUGAUAGUGUACCGCCUGCGGCAUCGCAUCCUGGACCUACUCCGGCGGAUGGGCUGGGGCGGAAGCAAUAAGCGGGCCACACUGCACGAGGAAAAGGACGCCGAGGUGCAGAAAACGCUCGGCGAGGUGGAGUACCAUCAGCCGCACUGUAACAUCUACACGUACAACUACCACCCAGCGUACAGGAACUAUCAGCAUCCGUUCGGUGGGCAGUACACGCUACCGUAUCCGCACUAUCAGUCGCACAGUGCCGCUUCCGCCUCGGGUGGGCACGGGGCAGUGACGACGGCUACGCUGCAGCAGCAGCCACACCACAUCCACCAGCACUCGGGCCCGAACUCGAUCGUAGCCGUAACCGGUAGCUACGGUGGUGGACAGCAACCCCAGCCGCAUCAUCACCAUCAGCAGCCACCGCUGCCCCAAACUCCCAAGGGUACACUCAGCACCUCCUCGUCGACCACCUCCUCAUCCACGUCCUCGUCGGCCCUUUCGUCGACCGGGUCGACCGUGUCCGGUGUGUCGGCCCAAACCCAAUCCUCCACGAUCUACUCACCGCAGUACGCGCACCACAUAUACGAGGUGCCAAAAAAUAUGGCCGACACCUAA
Messenger RNA from Anopheles marshallii, 1956 nucleotides. RefSeq names its product leucine-rich repeat-containing protein 15-like. The record is from RefSeq and is a predicted model, not a curated record. NCBI's taxonomy places the organism in Eukaryota, Metazoa, Arthropoda, Insecta, Diptera, Culicidae. The transcript has a single exon. Gene Ontology annotation, molecular function: protein binding. Gene Ontology annotation, cellular component: plasma membrane. Bases 1 to 1956 code for a protein of 651 amino acids.